UUCCAAUUGUGACCUUUGCCUACUUUUCUUUUUUUUUUUUUUUUUGGUGGGGCAUUUCACCAUCUUCCUCAAACCCAACUCACACAAAUUGGCUAUAUUCCUUUCGCUAUCUCCACCAAUCGCCGCCGCCACCGCCGCCGCAUCCGAUUUACUACGGAGCUUUCUUCUCUGCCCACUUUCUUCUUCUUCCAUCACUUCCUUGGUUUCCCCCUGAUUUUAGCGGCCUACCCACCAACCCUGCUGUGGUUCAACACGAUUUACUAGUGGGGAUAUAAAAUUAUCUUUCUUUUGUCGCAAAGAUUAUUGUGGAGCUGUGUGAGAAAAUCAUGUUGAAGCAUGUUAUUGAGAAGGUUUUGAGUAAAGGGUUUUAUUUAUAUGGAGGAGACAAACUUAUUAGGCAAUGCCUGUAUGUGCCCGCAAGUAGUUUCCACAGCGGAAAGGUUCAUUGUGCACCAAGAAGCUUUUUUGGGGUAGAGGACUUCCUUGAUGAUGACAAUAGCCGGCCUUACACGUACCAGAAAGAGAAGAAGUCAAAGAAUCCUACUAAGCAUAUAUCAUUUAAACAGCGGACUAUAGCCUACAUGGAACCGUUUACAUUGGACGUGUUCAUCUCGAAGCGUUUUGUGUCAGCCUCACUCACUCACAGGGUGACAAGUAAGCAGGUUGCAGUUGCUGGAACAAAUUCUAAAGAUAUUAAAGCAGUGCUCAGGUCCCGAUCAGAUAUACCAGCCUGUUUAGCCAUUGGUCGGAUUUUAGCUGAGAGGGCAAGAGAAGCUGAUGUGUAUACUGCUUCUUAUACGCCAAGGGAUAGGGACAAGUUUGAAGGGAAGAUUAGAGCAGUAGUUCAAUCCCUCAUUGAUAAUGGGAUUGAUGUUAAAAUUUAUCUUGACUGAUUAGUUGAUUUUGUUCUGAUAUCACACUCUUUUUGUCCAGACCUGUGGGAAGAUUUUGUAUGCAAGUCAUUGCUAUUUUGUGCUGGCUCUCA
Messenger RNA from Ziziphus jujuba (common jujube), 985 nucleotides. RefSeq lists its product as uncharacterized. Gene Ontology annotation, molecular function: structural constituent of ribosome; 5S rRNA binding. The coding region runs from base 327 to 893 and encodes 188 amino acids. NCBI's taxonomy places the organism in Eukaryota, Viridiplantae, Streptophyta, Magnoliopsida, Rosales, Rhamnaceae. The record is from RefSeq and is a predicted model, not a curated record. Gene Ontology annotation, biological process: translation. Gene Ontology annotation, cellular component: ribosome. The transcript has 2 exons.